CCACUAUAGUACGGUACGAAACAGUAGCUUAAUAUUUACUGAAUGAGUACUUUACUGAGUGUUAGUCUCUUACGAAUUAACAGUUAACAGUCUGGACUCGGGAUGGUAUCUCUGUGUAAAUGUGUUACUUGCUACCUGUUACGUUGUCAUCACUAACCCCAUUCUUCCCUCUUCGAUACCAUCUGUCCACGACGCGUGACGCCGAGUAAGUCAUUGUGCAAUGUGAAAGAUCAUACAAACUUGACAAUAGUGUUUCCCCAUAACAUUGUCUCUGAGCACGAUACGGAACGCCCCGUAUAUAUGGUAUACGGACAUGGAAGACGGCAGUUUGCGAUAGGAGUUGGUGAGAUGAGUCCGAAAGAGGUGUUGUGUUUCGGGUUACUUCUGGGUGCGGUGGCUGCGGAGUACAGUGAUGGUAUAAAUUUCAGGGGCUUCAUGCCGAGCUCCAGCUUUCGCACGGAGGACCAGCUGGCAGAGCCUUCGGCCAGGGUAGAGAAGAGCAGAGAAGAGAGGGAGCAGAAUGACCGCACGCAGCGCUUCGGGAUUUCCACCUACGGCACUACGGGGGCGCAGGGCUCGUAUGGCGGUUCCGCGCCGGGUCUAUACGGCCCCUUGAAGAUAGACCUGGGCGGUGUGCUGAUCGGGUCCAUCCUCGGGUUCGGCGCCGUACUGAUCCUGCCGAAGAUCAUGCACGUGCUUUCGUACGGCUAUGGUGGUGGAUACGGACGCAGUGUGGACACAGAGUCGUCCCAAAUAACAGAUAUGCUGAACCGACUGGACGAGACGUUGGCCCGGUACAAUAUCGACUCGGGUGCGUGUACGCAGCGACUAGCGUGCUCUUAUGUUCAGCUGGCCAAUGAGAACAUGCAGGCCGGGAAUGCUACAGAGUUUGACGCGCUAUUAGCUAAUCUGUCCAGCAACUCGCUAGUCCGACGCAUGUUGGAUGGCACAGCAAUAUUCGAAGCAGUGAGCGCGGGCCGCACGCACGGCGACUGUCAGCAACUUUAUCCAAAGUGCAAGAUGGAUAAGAAAACCGUCGUCAAGGUGCUGACGCAGCUGGUGCCCUCGUAGAAUAGAUGAAGAUAAAUAGUAGAAUAAAUAUGUUUUAGUUGUUAUUUUGUAUUUUAUGCCUAUUCUCGUGUACCUACAUACUAGAACUAGCUCCAAUCGCUUAUUUUUUUUAGUAAUUUCAGUCUUUCAUUUCAAUAAGGCAUUAAUAGUUGGUCAAGCAAAUCUUGUCAGUAAAUAAGAAUAAAAAAACCGGCCAAGUGCGAGUCGGACUCACGUUCGAAGGGUUCAAUUUAAACAAUGUAUUUUUUAUGCGAA
This is a messenger RNA of Cydia strobilella, 1326 nucleotides long. RefSeq lists its product as uncharacterized. Lineage: Eukaryota; Metazoa; Arthropoda; Insecta; Lepidoptera; Tortricidae. Bases 301 to 1071 code for a protein of 256 amino acids. The transcript is spliced from 5 exons. The record is from RefSeq and is a predicted model, not a curated record.